AAUACGUCCGUCUUAUUCAUGCUAGCUCGGUGGUAUCGGUGCUAGCUUGACGCGGUUCCGUCGUCGGAGGAUGUGACUCCAGCCUCCCUCCCUCCCUCCCUCCCGCUCGCGUGCCCAUCGGCCCUGUCCUCGGUUACCGUUUGUUUGUUUGUUUGUCUUCCUCGUGCCCUUUAAAACUGUCCUUUAAAUGGAGCUCGGUGGAAAUUAGCAGCCGCGUGCGUCGUCGACUUCGAAUCCGGGAACGUUGGAGGAUGAUCCACCGGCAGCUGCUUCUGUCCCAGAACUUGUACCAGAAUCGGUUCCUGGGUCUGGCCGCCAUGGCGUCUCCGACCCGCGGUGGCGCUCCAUCCCGUCAGCGCUGUAAGGACGCGGCUCGACUGGGUUUCAGCCCAGAGACAUUGGCCGUGUCCAGGCUGAACCCGGACGGCUUCGUCCUGGGUUUGUCCAGAUCCACCAGCGACAACGACCUGGUUUCCCCCGACGCCCGCUCCACCCUCACCAUCAGCUCCUCCCACUACACCAUCGGCCAAUCAGAGGACCUGCUGAUCACAUGGGACAUUAAGGAGGAAGUGGACGCUGGAGACUGGAUUGGAAUGUACCUGGUUGAUGAACCUCAGUCGGAGAACUUCCUGGAUUAUAAGAACAGAGGCAUCAGCGGCUCACACAAGGGACAGAUCGUCUGGAAAAUCGACUCCGCCUCUCACUUCAGUGACUCCGAGACCCAGAUCUGCUUCAGGUACUACCAUGGUGUCACCGGAGCUCUGAGGGCCACCACACCCAGCGUGACCAUCAAGACCGGACCGGCACUGGUGCUGAAGCCGGUGGUUAGUCCUGAAGUGAACCGUGGACUGGGCAACAGGAGGCUGAUUAACUUCUGCUUAUCGGACCUCCAGGCUGUUGGUUUAAAGAAGGGCAUGUUCUUCAACCCUGACCCCUACCUGAAACUGUCCAUCCAACCUGGAAAACACACCAUCUUCCCUUCACUGCCCCACCACGGCCAGGAGAAACGUUCCGGUGUGGUCUGUAACACCGUCAACCCCCAGUGGAGCUCAGAGAGGUUCACCUUUGUGUCUCUACCCACUGACGUCCUGGAGAUCGAAGUUAAGGACAAGUUUGCCAAGAGCCGACCGAUCAUCAAGCGCUUCCUGGGAAAGCUGUCGGUUCCAGUCCAGAGGCUGCUGGAAAAGCACGCCAUCGGGGACCGGGUGGUGAGUUACUCUCUGGGGCGGAGACUACCCACUGACCACGUCUGUGGUCAGCUGCAGUUCCGCUUCGAGCUGACGUCGUCUAUUCACCCAGAUGAUGAGGAGGUGUCACUGGUCAUAGAACCUCCGUGUCCUGGCGGUGGAACCGACGCUGACGUCCCUGAGGACGACACCCUGAGUGUGGGACCGGACAUGCCGGACCUCCCCCUGGACGCCCCACCCACUGACCCCCACCCCUCUGAACCACUGGAGUCCACGGCUGACCCCCCCACAUCGGAGGAACCCCCACCUGUUAAUGCUGAUGCUCCUGUGGAGGAGGAGGGGGAGGAGGUGGAGGAGGAGGAGGCAGCGGCAGAGGACGACAACACAGUGAGAGAGGAAACCCCUCCACCUGAACAGCACCAGCAGGUGGAGAACAGCAGAGAGGAGGAGGAGCCAGCAGUGGAGGAGGAGCCAGCAGAAGAGGAGGAGCCAGCAGAGGAGGAGGCUCAAGUCCAGGAGGAGGUGACGGCAGAGAGGGAGGGGCCUGAGGGAGAAACGCCCCCUAAAUCAGACCCUGAAGACCCCGUGGUGACGACAGGCGAAGAGGCAGCCCCCACAGACAUGAGUCCGGAGGGCGGGGGGGCUCCGUCCCAGGAGGCCGAAGGUCAAAUGGCCGAGGUGUCCCCUCGGGGGCCCGCAGACUCCUCCCCCUGCACCUGCCAGGCCCUGUUCGACUAUAGCUCCCACAACCCCCCCCGGCGUAAAAACCGGCCUUGCUCUCUGCCCGUGUCGGAGCUGGAGACGGUGAUCGCGUCAGCCUGCGGAGAACCCGAGACGCCGCGGUCCCACUACAUCCGCAUCCACCACCUCCUCCACAGUCUGCCCUCGGCCCAGCAGAGACCCCCCAGCCAGGAGGAGGAGGGGGGGGAGGGGGAGGAGGGCACCCAGACCAGAGCAGACAGCAGCGCCACGUCACCAACACUGAAAACCACCAAAGACAGAGAGGAGGACCAGGACCACGACCAGGACCACGACCAGGAUGAGGACGACGACACCACCCAGUCACCGUCUCAGGUUCCAGAGUGUCCUGGGCCCUGCUGUCGGCGCUCCCUGCCUCGUAGUCUGUCCAUUGAACGCCUGUCUGAGCUCAACCAGCUACUGGAGGGGGAGGGGGGGGGCAGACCCCCACCCGUCCGGAGGAUCUCCCCCUCCUGUCUGGACAGCGAGGAGGGAGACUCCAGCGGAGGCCGAAGAGUGGGCGGGACCUACAGACCUGUCGGCGACAACGAGUGUGAGUUCUGCGACACCUCCUGCUACAGCACCUCCUGCUACACCUCCUCCUGCUACAGCACCUCCUGUUACAGCAACGAGGGGCGGAGCCGCUUCUGUAGCCACACCCGCCUGUCCUCCGUGGACAGUAACCGGCUCUCCGGCAGCACCGUGUUCUCCUCGCAAGACGAAGAUGAAGACGAGGAGAACAGUGCUUUUGACUCCGCCCCCGACGCCGGUAACAGCCCAGAAGGACAACAGGCGGGGGGGUCCGGGGGCGAGAGGAGGGUGGGCCGGUGGAGGGAGGCCAGGAGGGCGGGAGGACACGGAGAAUCGGCGGUACCCGGACCCAGUGACAGGACCAACAUCGGCUCAGGCUCCUCCCCUCCUGUCGGCCAUCUUCCAGUCCUGCGGCCCAGCCAUGACCUAAACCAUUGUCCUGCCGCCACUGAGCCUGCCUUACCUCCAAACUGGGAGGCUCGCGUUGACAGUCACGGCAGGGUUUUCUACGUGGACCACGUCAACAGGACCACCACCUGGCAACGGCCCAGCCACAGCGGGAAAUGUACCCACAACCUGCCCCGGUCCGGAUCCACCCAGCAGAUGGAGCAACUGAACAGGAGGUACCAGAACAUCCAGAGGACCAUGGCCACAGAGGAGGAUGCUGGGAGUCUGAGUCCAAGUCCGAGUCAGAGGCUGGAGCGAAGCAGCAGCACUGAAACAGAAGUGGAUUCAGCUCCGACAGGUCCUUCGUCUCCUGUCAAUCAGCAGAAGAUCAGCUACCUCCUCCAGUCACCGGCGGUCAAGUUCAUCACACACCCAGAGUUCUUCACCAUGUUACACAGCAACUAUGGAGCCUAUCGGAUGUUCACCAGCAGCAGCUGCGUCAAACACAUGAUCCUAAAAGUGCGACGUGACGCCAGGAACUUUGAGCGGUACCAGCACAACCGAGACCUGGUGGUGUUCCUGAACAAGUUUGCAGACACCAGACUGGAACUGCCCCGAGGGUGGGAGAUCAAGAGUGACCCCCAGGGGAAGUCUUUCUUCGUGGACCACAACAGUCGAGCCACCACAUUCAUCGACCCUCGAAUCCCCCUCCAGAACGGCCGACUGCCCGGACACCUGGCACACAAACAGCACCUGCAGAGGCUCCGCAGCUACAGCGCCGGAGAGGCGUCUGACGUGUCCAGGAGUCGUGGUGCGUCUCUGAUGGCCAGGCCUGGAAACAGUCUGGUUGCCGCCAUUCGCAGUCAGCAUCAGGCCGACGCCCACCUGGCCGCUCCAUCCUACAACGACAAGAUCGUGGCGUUCCUUCGACAGCCCAACGUGUUCGACCUUCUGCAGGAGCGCUACACCAACCUGAACAAGAACCACGCACUGAGGGAGAAGAUCCACUACAUCCGAACUGAAGGUUCUCAGGGUUUGGGGAAACUGUCCAGUGAUGAGGACCUGGUCAUUCUGCUCAGUAUGUUUGAGGAGGACAUCAUGUCCUACGUCCCCCCUCAGCCCGUCUACCCAGGGUUCAGCUUCUCCCCUCGAUGUUCUCCGGCCUCUUCACCGCAGAACUCACCAGGUCUUCAGAGGGCUCGUGCUCCUGCUCCGUAUCGCAGAGACUUUGAAGCCAAGCUCAGAAACUUCUACAGGAAGUUGGAGGCAAAAGGAUACGGACAAGGACCAGGAAAGACCAAGUUGGUCAUCAGGAGGGAACAGCUGUUGGAGGUCACCUUUAACCAGGUCAUGUCCUACUCCAGGAAGGAGCUGCAGAGGAACAAACUCUAUGUCACCUUCAUGGGGGAGGAAGGGUUGGACUACAGCGGUCCUUCCAGGGAGUUCUUCUUCCUUUUGUCUCAGGAGCUCUUUAACCCUUAUUAUGGGCUGUUUGAAUACUCGGCCAACGACACCUACACCGUUCAGAUCAGCCCCAUGUCUGCGUUUGUGGAGAACCAUCUGGAAUGGUUCCGCUUCAGUGGGCGGAUCCUGGGUCUGGCUCUGAUCCACCAGUACCUGCUGGACGCCUUCUUCACCAGACCCUUCUACAAGGCCCUGCUCAGACUACCCACAGACCUGUCGGACCUGGAGUACCUGGAUGAGGAGUUCCACCAAUCACUGCAGUGGAUGAAAGACAACGACAUCACAGACACCCUGGACCUGACCUUCACUGUGAACGAAGAGGUGUUCGGACAGGUGACGGAGCGGGAGCUGAAGUCUGGCGGCUCCAACCUCCAGGUGACGGAGAAGAACAAGAAGGACUACAUCGAGCGCAUGGCCAAGUGGAGGGUGGAGCGGGGGGUGGUGCAGCAGACGGAGGCCCUGGUCCGAGGGUUCUAUGAGGUGGUGGACUCCAGGUUGGUGUCGGUGUUCGACGCCCGGGAGCUGGAGCUGGUGAUGGCCGGAACGGUGGAGAUCGACCUGAGUGACUGGAGGAGCAACACCGAGUACAGAGGAGGUUACCAUGACAGCCACAUCGUCAUGCGUUGGUUCUGGGCGGCCGUCGAACGCUUCAACAACGAGCAGCGCCUUCGUCUGCUUCAGUUCGUCACCGGCACCUCCAGCGUUCCCUACGAAGGCUUCGCAGCGCUACGAGGUUCCAACGGCCUCCGACGCUUCUGCAUCGAGAAGUGGGGCAAGACCACGUCCCUGCCCAGGGCUCAUACCUGCUUUAAUCGUCUGGAUCUGCCUCCGUACUCCUCCUACCAAACCCUGUAUGAGAAGCUCCUGGUGGCUGUGGAGGAAACCAGUACCUUUGGACUGGAAUGAAGGGGGGGGGGGGCAGGGUUCCGCCGGGCCGACUCCUCCCACCGCACCGCCUCCACGUGUCCUCAUCCAAUCAGGACUGUGCAGUGUGCGGUCAUGUGGGUGUAUAUAGGUCCCUGUUGUGUGUACCUCGGCCGCUGCAGGACCAGCACUACUUUUUCUAUCGUCGGUCCUGGUUCAGAUCUGAACCUGAACCAGUGCACGGCUUUGGAAACAGACCUGUAUGAACCUGUAAAUACACACAGACACAAACUGGACACACAGAUGUACGCAUGCAUGGACCGAAGCCAACAACCGUCCACUGGAUGGACACCACAGGACGCUCCGACACCGAGUCACAUG
Molecule: messenger RNA, 5552 nt
Organism: Sphaeramia orbicularis (orbiculate cardinalfish)
Lineage: Eukaryota; Metazoa; Chordata; Actinopteri; Kurtiformes; Apogonidae
Gene: hecw1a
Product: HECT, C2 and WW domain containing E3 ubiquitin protein ligase 1a
Exons: 30
Coding region: 252-5213 (1653 amino acids)
Biological process (GO): regulation of dendrite morphogenesis; ubiquitin-dependent protein catabolic process; protein ubiquitination
Cellular component (GO): cytoplasm
Molecular function (GO): protein binding; ubiquitin protein ligase activity
Source: RefSeq, a predicted model, not a curated record